Cervus elaphus (red deer) is the source of this 7805-nucleotide messenger RNA. It is a transcript of the gene ZNF827, whose product is annotated as zinc finger protein 827. NCBI's taxonomy places the organism in Eukaryota, Metazoa, Chordata, Mammalia, Artiodactyla, Cervidae. Gene Ontology annotation, cellular component: nucleus. The record is from RefSeq and is a predicted model, not a curated record. Gene Ontology annotation, biological process: regulation of gene expression. The transcript has 15 exons. The coding region runs from base 634 to 4701 and encodes 1355 amino acids.
CUCUUUGCUGUGUGUGUGUGCGCGUGUCUAGCUCUCGCUCUUUCCUUCAGUCUGUGCCUCUGUGUGUGUGUGUGAGUGUGUGUGUGUGACAGAGGGAGAGAGAGCGCGAGAGGAGAGAGAGAGCGAGAAAGAGAGAGAGAGAGAGCAAGAGAGCGAGCUGUGAGCUGUGCUGCCGCCGCCGCUGCCCUUUGAUCCCGACAUUAGUGUUAGGGGCUCGGAGACACAGCGCGGCCAUAGGCGCCGCCGCAGCGGCACUCAUUUAUUUAUACCUCCCAUCACACACGCGAGCACAGGGCAUGCACACACACUCACACCUAUUAGAUCUGUUUCCAUUGAAGAAUAUUACGCUCGGGGACAAGCCAGGUGCACGACCAAAAAAUUAAAAAAAAAAAAAAAAAAGGGAAAAGAAAAAAAAAAAAAAAAAGAAAGGAAAGAAAAGAAGAAAACCCCUCUUCUGGCUCCAGGAAACAAGCUUCAACCCAUUGCACACACCGGAGAGAAGGGGUUUCCCCCUGCCCGCCCGCCCGCCCCCCAACUACCUCCCCGCUCCUGCCAGUGUCUGCCUCUCUGCCCCCACGGGGGUUUAUUUGAUCUCACAUUAACCAAGGAGGAGAAUGUGAGAAAAGGGGGAAAAUGCCCAGGAGGAAGCAGGAGCAGCCCAAGCGCCUUCCCUCACAUGUUAGUAGGCAGGACGAGGCGGAGGGAGAACUCAGUGAAGGAGAGCACUGGUAUGGGAACUCUUCGGAGACGCCGUCGGAAGCCUCCUAUGGAGAAGUGCAGGAGAACUAUAAGCUGUGCCUGGAGGACCGGAUGCAAGAGCAGUCCACGUCCCCCGACACCUCCUUGGGAAGCGCGACCCCCAGCAGCCACACGUUGGAGCUGGUGGCACUCGACGGGGAGGUCCUGCGAGACCCACUGCAGUGCGCGGAUCACCUCUCCCCCGGCGUGUCUUCUCUGUGUGACGAGGACCACCCAGGCUCCACCAAGCCCCUGAGCAGCAACUUGAGGCGGCUGCUGGAAGCCGGCUCCCUCAAACUGGACGCCGCGGCCACGGCCAACGGCAGGGUGGAGUCCCCGGUCAGCGCGGGCGCCAAUCUCUCCUUUUCCCCGCCGUCCCACCACGCCCAGCAGCUCAGCGUGCUGGCCAGGAAGCUGGCCGAGAAGCAGGAACAGAAUGACCAAUACCCUCCAAGUAACCGUUUCCUAUGGAAUCAAGGUAAGUGGUUGCCAAACUCAACCACCACCUGCGGCUUGUCCCCGGAUUCCGCCAUCCUCAAACUGAAAGCUGCAGCCAAUGCCGUCCUGCAGGACAAGUCGCUGACCAGGACGGAGGAGACCGUGCGAUUUGAGUCCUUUUCCCCCCCUUUCAGCUCCCAGUCUGCCAGCUCCACCUUGGCAGCUUUAUCCAAGAAAGUCAGCGAGAGAAGCUUGACUCCUGGCCAGGAGCACCCGCCCCCGGCCAGCUCUUUCCUUUCCCUGGCUUCCAUGACCUCCUCGGCGGCCCUUCUGAAAGAGGUCGCCGCGAGGGCUGCCGGGACCCUUCUGGCUGAGAAAUCGUCACUGGUGCCUGAGGACCCUCUACCGCCACCGCCUUCGGAGAAGAAGCAAGAGAAAGUAACCCCGCCGCCUCCGCCGCCGCCUCCGCCGCCUCCACCACCGCCACAGUCCUUGGAAUUACUGUUGCUCCCCGUUCCCAAGGGAAGAGUCUCUAAGCCCUCCAACUCAGCCUCAGAAGAGGAAAGCGGCAAGCCUUUCCAGUGUCCCAUAUGUGGUCUGGUUAUAAAAAGGAAGAGUUACUGGAAGCGGCACAUGGUGAUUCACACAGGUUUAAAAAGUCAUCAGUGUCCGCUCUGUCCGUUCCGAUGUGCUCGCAAGGACAAUCUCAAAUCCCACAUGAAGGUUCAUCAGCACCAGGACCGGGGAGAGACCUUUCAGUGCCAGCUCUGCCCGUUCACUUCCUCCCGCCACUUCAGCCUGAAGCUCCACAUGCGUUGCCAUCAGCACUUCCUGAGGACAGAAGCCAAGGUGAAGGAGGAGCUCCCAGACCCCGAGGUCAAGGGGCCUCCCCACCUCAGUGACAGUGCCUGCCUGGGGCAGCAAAGGGAAGGAGGAGGGACAGAGCUAGUGGGGACCAUGAUGAAGUCCAGCACUCCAGAGAGGACUAGCCAGGGUGGGGCUGGCGUCUCGCCUUUGCUGGUGAAGGAGGAGCCCAAGGAAGAUAACGGCCUGCCAACCUCCUUUCCUCUGAAUGCUACCGACAGGCCAGCCAACCACACAAAGCUGAGAGAGCCCUCCGAGUUCGCGGCCAACAGUGCGUCCGCAUUGUUCAGCCAGGACAUCUCUGUUAAGAUGGCGUCUGAUUUUCUCAUGAAGUUGUCAGCUGCAAAUCAGAAGGAGCCCAUGAAUCUCAAUUUUAAAGUGAAAGAGGAGCCUAAGGAAGAGGAGGCCCUAAGCGUCACAUUGCCUCGGUCCAGCUAUGUGUUCAGCCCCGAGUCGGAAGUGUCAGCCCCGAGCAUCUCUGAGGACACGCUUAAGCCCCAGGAAGCAAAGGGCAACGUACUGAGACGGGAUAUGUCGGUCAAAGCAGCAUCUGAACUUCUCAUGAAACUAUCAGCGGAAAGCUACAAGGACACUCAGAUGGUGAAGAUUAAAGAGGAACCUAUGGAGGUUGACAUCCAGGACUCGCAGGUCUCCAUCUCACCCAGCUGCAACGUUGGCUACAGCACUUUAAUUGGGCGAGAGAAAACGGAACCCUUGCAGAAGCUGCCAGAAGGCAGAGUGCCCCCAGAGAGAAACCUAUUCAGCCAGGACAUCUCCGUGAAGAUGGCUUCCGAGCUGCUUUUUCAACUGUCAGAGAAGGUGAGCAAAGAGCACACUCAGAAAGAAAACACCCUCCGGACGACCACCAGCCCUUUCUUUUCAGAAGAUACCUUUAGACAAUCACCAUUCACCUCCAAUUCAAAAGACCUGCUGUCCAGUGAAUCUGUGCUUCACGGAAGAAUAUCAGCUCCAGAAACAGAAAAGAUAGUCCUCGAGGCAGGAAACGGGUUGCCCUCCUGGAAGUUCAACGACCAGCUCUUCCCCUGCGACGUGUGUGGGAAAGUAUUUGGCCGACAGCAGACGUUGUCCCGACACCUGUCUCUGCACACAGAGGAAAGAAAAUACAAAUGCCACUUGUGUCCCUAUGCUGCUAAGUGCCGUGCAAACCUGAACCAGCACCUGACCGUCCACUCGGUGAAGCUGGUGAGCACGGACGCCGAGGACAUCGUCAGCGCCGUCACCUCCGAAGGCAGUGAUGGGAAGAAGCACCCUUAUUAUUACAGCUGUCACGUGUGUGGAUUUGAGACGGAGCUCAACGUCCAGUUUGUCAGCCACAUGUCGCUCCACGUGGACAAGGAGCAGUGGAUGUUCUCCAUCUGCUGCACGGCCUGCGACUUUGUCACCAUGGAGGAGGCGGAGAUAAAGGCGCACAUCAGCAGCAAGCACACAGGGGAAGACAGGAAGACCCCCAGUGAAUCAAAUAGCCCUUCUUCCUCAUCCCUCUCAGCUCUGAGUGAUUCAGCCAACAGCAAGGACGAUUCAGACAGCUCUCAGAAGAACAAGAGUGGGAACAACCUGCUGGUCAUCUCUGUCAUGCCUGGGAGCCAGCCCUCCCUGAAUAGUGAAGAAAAGCCAGAGAAAGGGUUCGAAUGCGUGUUUUGCAACUUUGUCUGCAAGACGAAGAACAUGUUUGAGCGCCACCUGCAGAUCCACCUCAUCACCCGGAUGUUUGAGUGCGACGUGUGCCACAAGUUCAUGAAGACCCCCGAACAGCUGCUGGAGCAUAAGAAAUGCCACACUGUCCCCACCGGUGGGCUGAACUCAGGACAGUGGUGCCCAUUCUGCAUUUAUUCCACCAACCGCCCUGCCGCCAUGGAGUGCCACGUGAAGACCCACUACAAGAUGGAGUACAAGUGCCGGAUCUGCCAGACGGUGAAGGCCAACCAGCUGGAGCUGGAGACGCACACCCGCGCGCAUCGCCUGGGCAACCACUACAAGUGCGACCAGUGCGGCUACCUGUCCAAGACCGCCAACAAGCUCAUCGAGCACGUGCGCGUGCACACCGGGGAGCGGCCCUUCCACUGUGACCAGUGCAGCUACAGCUGCAAACGCAAGGACAAUCUCAACCUGCACAAGAAGCUGAAGCACGCCCCGCGCCAGACCUUCAGCUGCGAAGAGUGCCUGUUCAAGACCACUCAUCCCUUCGUCUUCAGCCGCCACGUCAAGAAGCAUCAGAGCGCGGACAGCCCCGAGGAGGACAAGAAGGGCCCGGGCCCGGCCUCCCAGGAAGCCGGCGGCCCCGGGGCCCCGCUGCUGGUGGUCGGGAGCGCCCGCCACCUGCUGUCUCCGCUGUCGGUCAUGUCCGCCUCGCAGGCCCUGCAGACCGUGGCCCUGUCGGCCGCCCACGGCGGAGGCGGCGGCGGCUCUGAGCCCAACCUGGCACUCAAGGCCAUGCCCUUGAACGGCUCCCCUCUGCGCUUUGACAAGUACCGGAACUCGGACUUCGCCCAUCUCAUUCCCUUGACGAUGUUAUACCCUAAGAACCAGUUGGAUCUCACAUUCCACCCUCCCCGACCUCAGACUGCGCCGCCCAGCAUCCCCUCGCCCAAACACUCCUUCCUCGCCUAUCUGGGACUGAGAGAGAGAGCCGAGACUGUCUGAGGGCAGCCGGGCUCCGUACCAAAAACCAAGAGACAGAGACAAACAAAAACAGACAAAACCCAUGAAACUUAAAACACAACCCCAGCAGGUGUACAUUGCUGCAAAAACCUACAGACCCGCCCGGGUCUGAACCACCUGUACUGUAUAUCUUUAGUAAGGAAUAGAGAAUUGGCUCUGUGUGUAUACCUAUUGCAUUGACCUGAAAGCUGCUUUAUCCAAUCUUCAGAGAGGUGACCUACUACAUCGUCUACCUUCAGAGGCAUGCCUCCCCAGCCACCCACUCCCACUCUCGGCCCUUCUCCUUACUUUGAAAGGAAACCUGUCUUGUUAAACCCUAAAGAGAGUGUCCUUAAUAGCAGUCAGCACUUGUAAGCUUCCAUACCGGUGCAUUUUGUUUUCUGUUGGGCGAAUGGGGCAUGUGGGCGUUUGUGGAUUCGGAAAGAGACAGCCGUGUGUCGCGUGCCAUGACAUUUGCACCUUCUUUGUACUGGCUUCUUUCACAGCGAUGAACGUUGUUUGCCCUCCUGGGUGGUUCAUGCGCUGCAGUCGCUCCCGGAGCUCCUUCAUCACCUUUCCCCUCUCUAUUUUGUGGCUGCAGAGUGGUAGGGCCUGGUGCUUACUCGAUGAAGGAAUGGUAGACAGCUCAGUGCUGCCUGCGAUUUCGCCAGAGUCCUGGAGAUCUUGUGCUCGCAUCUCUGGUUAUGAAGAGAGCAAUCGAGAGCCCCUACCUGGAAGAAAUAGCUUGCAGCACUGCAGCCAACAUCACAAAACUCAAGUGUGAUUUGUGUGUGUGCCCAUACGUAUACAAUGUGUAUGGUACACACACAGUGCAUCAUUUUUUAAGGGCAGAUUAAAUAUAUAUAUAUGUGUGAUGUAUUAAGUCAGUGGUUACCAUUUGUUUGCAGGAAAAGAAAAAAAAAAUGUAUGAGUGAAAAUUUUUAUGGUUGAUAAAUCCAGCCAAGGAGAUUAAAAGGGGUUUGGAUAGAUUCUGGGUAUAAAUGCUCAGACUAAAAAAAAAAAAAAAGAAACGGCAGUUUUGCACAGUGCUUUGGUCUUGCACUAGUUUUUGUUUCUCAUCUGCAAAAAAAGUAAACUAAAAGGAAGAAAAUGUACCUUUUUUAUGGAAUGAGUAGACUGUAUGUUUGAAACUUCUGUCAUAACCUCUUUGACAUAUAACAACCCAACAAAAAGGUGCUGUUUAGUCCUACCAUUCAGUUUAUGCCCCUGAGACGUUUCCAUUGUGUUUGCAAAUUGUCUGGCUAUAGCGGUGUUCUCCAUGUUAUUAGUAAUUCUGUAUUCCAUUUUGUUAACGCCUGGUAGAUAUAACCUGCUAGGAGGCUAACUUUAUACUUAUUUAAAGCUCUUCUUUUGUGGUCAUUAAAAUGGCAACUUAUGUGCAGCACUUUAUUGCAGCAAGAAGCAGGUGUGGAUUGGUUGUACAACCCCUCACUAUUCUUAAAAAGUCAGGGGUGAUGUAAAAAGAAGGAAAGAAUCUUUGGCGAAACAUGUUAAUGGCUUGUAUUUUUAAGACAACAGAAUUUCCAGUAUGAAACAGGCUAAAAGAGCAGGAAGAAAUGUGCUUUGUAUGAUAAUGGGAAGUUUGGAAUAUAAAAGUUUAUAUAUUAUUUAUCUGUUGAAGAACCGGUGUACAGGAGGAAUGCUUUCUUACUGCAUUGCUGUUUUCCAUCAUGUGUUACCCUAGAGGUGGGGAUUUUUUUUUUUUUUCCCCCAUCUGUUUCAUCCGGAGGGAAAUAAAAGCAUCCGGAAUUUUCUUCCUCUAGUGGGUUUGCUUCACCGAAAGCUCCCCCUUGUACAGUUCUACAGGAAGCCGGAAGUCUGUACCUCUGUCCACACCACGGUCCUGCCCACACCCACCCUUCCUCCCCCAGACCCAGCAGGUAUGCUGCGCUUCCCUUGCCAGUCAUCCAGCCCUGGCAAACCUGUUUACACUACGGAGUUGUCCCCGGGGGGCAGGGAGGCUGAGCCAGCGAGGGCGGGAAGCUCCCGCACCCUGGGUCCCUCUCCAGCAGAGAUGUCUGUUCCUGGCCACGUUUGACAUGUCACACACCGUCGCCUCGGCCAGACAUGGCAUACAGUGCCUCGGGCAAAGGCGCUAUAGACAGGUAUGGGCAACACACUCCAAGAAUACUGGGCUUGUGGGUGGGUUGGUGUUUUUUUCAAGUCACGUCUUUACCCCCAUGUAAUGGAGAAUGUGCCACUUGGCUAAUCACGUGCUUUUCACAAUUACAAGUUCAGUGAUGACAGGAGGGAGGGCCAUGGGGACCCACAGAGGCUGGCAGGAGGGCGAGCCCCACGUGAGCCACGGCAGGUUAAAAACCUGAAGGGUGGCCCUGACGGGACGGCGGACUUCACAGCGUGCCACUUGUGCAAUACGAGGUCCUAGGGUAAAACUUUCAAGAUCAAGAGGGGUGUUGGAAGGAGACAGUUACCGCUCAGAUGUGUGCCACUGAACUUGUAUUUGAAUGACUUAGUGAUGCUUAAUGUAAUUGGGCAACUUUUUUAGCACUUUGGAAAGAGUCAUCAAUCUUUCUGGUAAAUUAUAAAAGUUUUCUGAGUGAGAAAAGGUGUGUUUGGAGUUUGUUUGACUUUUUAUAUUAUUAUUAUUGUUAUUAAUAAAGAAAAAUCUACAGCAUUUUUCAGAUUCCACUGAGGUAAUACAUACCCCUGAAUUUGGUUUGCAGUUUGAUACUCAGGGAAGGAUGUAUUCCAUAGAUAUCCUUUCCGCGUAAAACACUAAUGUCUUUGAGAUAGUCACCUGCCAACUAACUUUGAUUCUGUUUUCACUAUGCAUUCUUCAAUGAAAGCUAGCUUAUUUUUCCAUAUAGUGAUACAGUUAGAGUUCUCUGCACUUUCUUCUCUCCUUUUUUUAACUCCUCGUAUUAUGUUCAGAUGAUCAUACUGUCAAGGUUUAUGUACAUUACUGAAAAUUUGUAUUGUAUAAAGCUUUUUGCAUUACAAGGCUGUACAGGGUCAUUUUGACAGUAACUGGUAUAUUCCUUUGCAUCUUAUGUUGCAUUGCCAAUUUCUAGUGUAUCCAGUUUGGAAGUAUAAUAUACUCUAAUUAAAAAAAAAGGUUGGCUAUA